This is a messenger RNA of Fusarium vanettenii 77-13-4, 909 nucleotides long. RefSeq lists its product as uncharacterized. The record is from RefSeq and is a predicted model, not a curated record. The transcript is spliced from 2 exons. The coding region runs from base 1 to 909 and encodes 302 amino acids. Lineage: Eukaryota; Fungi; Ascomycota; Sordariomycetes; Hypocreales; Nectriaceae.
AUGGAAGCCGAGACAAAGGCCCAAGACGAUUCCCCGUCACCGACUAGCAACAGGUCCACGACGGUGUGCUACUUGGAGAAGCUGGACUUUCAACCUGCGGAGUCUCGCGAAUCCGAAAUAAAGCUCACCAAGGCCGAUCAACUUGCGGCCCAUGAGAUUCUCCUCUUCAGUGACAUUACCCGAGAGUGGGCAAAGAUCGAAGAAGGCAGUGGAGAAUCGGUGCUGCCGACGAAGGAGGUGAUGGCCAGCUUCUUCAAGACAGUUUUCAAUAAGUGGGACAGCGGCUGCGCGGUGGCUCCUAUCAAGAGGAAGCCAACGAUCCAAAGAGAUGAGAAAGGCAUAAUCGUCGGAGAAUGGUCGAAAGACCUCGAAGAGUCGCGUGCCGCCAAACUCAAGCGCAAGAAAGAGGGCUCGGAUCCGCUCAAGUUCGGCACCUUCGACAGCAAGUUUCAAAUGGCCGCGAGCACGGGGAUCAAAUACCUCCCUGGCAUGACACAGAAGAAGGCCGAGGUUCAAAUUAUCCAUCUCUUCGAUCAGGCUGAGAUCAUGCGGGUGGAUACAUACAACAAGAACGUCCUCACCUCUUUGGCCCGCAUGCGCCUUGUGGACUUCUCGAAGAAUGGGUAUUCCAAGGACAAGCCCGUUCCCGCGGUGAACCCAAAGCACUUGAUUAACAACCGCUUCGCCGAGCGAAAAUACGUGAAGCAGCAUCUGAUCAAGGACACGGUGGAGCAUGUUGAGCGCUUUACUGGUGUCUUCGGGGACAACUGGGAAGAUGUCCUCUUUCCCAGGAUCUACGGAGAUAACUGGAGAGAGCAGCUCUUUGACAGGGUCUUCAAGGGUAGCUCGAAAGAGUUGCCCUGUGCAAGCCCCUCAUCCUCUUUGUCUAGCGAUCAGCAACAACCAUGA